Messenger RNA from Bombyx mandarina (wild silkworm), 2079 nucleotides. RefSeq names its product matrix metalloproteinase-25. Gene Ontology annotation, molecular function: metalloendopeptidase activity; zinc ion binding. Gene Ontology annotation, cellular component: extracellular matrix. The record is from RefSeq and is a predicted model, not a curated record. Gene Ontology annotation, biological process: collagen catabolic process; proteolysis; extracellular matrix organization. NCBI's taxonomy places the organism in Eukaryota, Metazoa, Arthropoda, Insecta, Lepidoptera, Bombycidae.
AUGCUUUCCAGUUACAUACUUCAAAUUUUGUGCAUCAGUUUGGUGCAGUGUAGAACCAUUUAUUUGGAGCUAAACUCCCCUACGCUUGACGAGGUUAAUUUUUUGCUACAAUAUGGAUACUUAUCGAAAGAUUUGGCCGGAGUUGGCUACACUUACACGUCACAAUCUAUUUCCGAAGCUGUCAAGAAAAUGCAGGCCUUCGCAGGGCUACCACAAACAGGAGUACUAGAUGUACCAACUAAACAGUUAUUCAAAAGAAAAAGAUGCGGUUUGAAAGAUAUAGAUGAAGACUCGCACGCAAGAAAUCGCAGAUAUAUUAUACAAGAAGGAUGGAAUAAACGCGAGGUCACUUACAGACUCCUGAAUGGUUCAAGUACAAUGAGCAAGGAUCGCAUAGAAAGGCUUCUAGAGAAUGGUUUGGAGGUAUGGGCGCCCCACGGGAACCUCCACUUCACGAAACUAGAUGAAGGCAAAGCGGACAUACAAGUUUAUUUCGCUUCCGGCAACCAUGGAGACGGGUUCCCCUUCGAUGGCCCUGGUCGAGUAGUGGCCCACGCGUUUCCACCGCCACUCGGCGAUAUACAUUUUGAUGAUGACGAAACCUGGGGAGUUGAGUCUGAUAUAUCUGAAGACGGAGAAGAAGACAUCACGGACUUCUUCGCGGUGGCCGUCCACGAGAUCGGACACUCUCUGGGCAUGUCACAUUCUAACGUCAAAUCUUCUGUUAUGUAUCCAUAUUAUCAGCUGCCCGUUGACAAGCUACACGUGGACGACAUAUUGGGCAUGCAAGAGUUGUACUUAAACGUAAAAGGUUCUGAAGAAUCAGAGGGCACCGAGCGCACGGUAGGGUCGUCGCAGGCGCCCAGGUUCACAAAGACGGACAGCGAGGAGUUCGAUGACGCGCCCGACCUAUGCAUGACCAACUACGACACCUUGCAAGUCAUACACGGCAAGAUAUACGUGUUCGAAGAAGAGUGGGUCACAGUUCUUCGUGAUAGAAACGUCAGAGAGCCCGGGUACCCGAAGAGAUUCCAUGAGCUUUUCAUUGGUCUCCCGUCCAGCAUCAAAGUUAUACGGACCAUCUAUGAGAAACACGAUCGGAACGUUGUCGUCUUUUCAGAAAACAAAUACUGGGAGUUCAGUCCGUCAUUCCGUCUGAUGAGGCGUGGCUCUCUCACGGAUUACUCCAUCCCGGACAACGUUACAGAGUUGACCACAGUGUUCAUAUCCAAUUACAACAACAGGACAUAUCUGAUCGAGGAGGAAAGGUAUUGGCGGUACGACGAACUAACCGGUACGAUGGAUGAAGAUUACCCAAAGGAUAUGUCGACAUGGCGGGACGUACCGUACCCUGUCGAUGCUGCUAUUGUUUGGAAAGAAGACACAUUCUUCUUCCAAGGUCCUCGUUUUUGGCGCUUUGAUAACAACCUCGUCCGAGCACACGAGUACUACCCGCUCCCGACCGCACAGAUAUGGUUCGACUGCGAAUCCAACUUCGAAAUGACCUACUACACCAUCAACGACGGACCAUAAGCUGUAGACACUUGGCGCGUUGACGAGCUCGCGGGUCGCGUGUCGAGCGGUCCACGGGCUCGUAGACGUGCCAAUACCCGCCUUGAUAACCACCCGGACUGCAGUACAACACCAUCUGUUUUGGUUGGAGUUAUAUAAUGCCUUUCAUCAAGAUAAUUAGCAUCUCAAAACACGAUACGUCUUGGUUGGAGUUAUACAUAUAUUAAUAUCAAUGUCAUCAGACGUAACCACACGACACCGAGUCACAAUUUGUAUUUUUACAACUUCCAAUGUUCUAUUCUUCAAACAGGUAACCAUAACUAGUUCGUGGCAGUAAUAGGCAAAAUGGCGGUGCAUACCCGUGCAAGCUCGCAAUACGUUCUCGACCAGAAAAAUAAUAAUGCAUUUAUUUUACUGGUGCUAGGACGUCUUGUGAGUCCGCGCGGGUAGGUACCACCGCUCUGCCAUUUCUGCCGUGAAGUAGUAAGCUAAACCAAACAAAACUACAUGAAUCGCCACAUGCUCAACUUUAACAACUCAAAUUUAAUGCUAAUUAAGUUUAAGUGA